AUGGCUGUUUUUAUCUUGAUAACUCUACUGAUAGCCACUGAAGCAAAUAAGUAUGUAGACAAGGGCAAGGAACAAAUGUUCUUAUCUCUGACUCAUUAUGUUCGCUCUAGGGGCACCAUCAUCAAUUCUGUGAACAAUGGACUGUGGAUCAUCAUUCCUUGCUGUUUUGCUUUAUCCGUGCAACAUAAUCUACUAUUUGUGUUUCUUUCAGAGCAGUUGAAUAGAUUUGCAGGCUUUGGUAUUGGUCUUGCAAGUCUAUUUACAGAAAAUGUAUUGGCACAUCCUUGCAUUGUUCUUCGUCGCCAGUGCCAGGUUAAUUAUCACGCCCGGAACUAUCAUCUCACUCCAUUUACUAUUGUCAAUACUAUGUACAGCAUCAAUAAAUCCCAGGGUCCAAGAGCUCUUUGGAAAGGAAUGGGGAGUACCUUCGUGGUUCAGGGCAUCACGCUGGGAACAGAAGGCAUCAUCAGUGAAUUUACGCCUUUGCCAAGGGAACUUUCACAUAAGUGGAGCCUCAGACAAAUAGGAGGCCAUCUUCUACUGAAAGGCCUAACCUAUGUGGUAGCAAUGCCUUUUUAUUCAGCAAGCCUGAUUGAAACUGUGCAGAGUGAAAUCAUUCGAGAUAAUCCUGGGAUUUUGGACUGUGUCAAAGAAGGGAUUGGCAGAGUGAUUGGUUUGGGAGUGCCCCAUAGCAAACGGCUCCUUCCCCUUAUGGCUUUGACCUUUCCCACUGUUCUACAUGGAAUUCUUCAUUACAUCAUCAGUUCCAUCAUCCAGAAGUUUGUUCUGCUUAUGCUGAAAAGGGAGAGUUCCCAGAGCCUUCAAACAGAGAGCUCCAAUUCUGUGCAGAGUAUGUUGGAUGCUUAUUUUCCAGAACUUAUAGCUAGUUUUGCCGCUAGCCUUUGUGCUGAUGUCAUGCUUUAUCCACUGGAGACUGUUUUACAUCGCCUUCAUAUUCAGGGAACACGUACAAUAAUUGACAAUACAGACCUUGGCUAUGAAGUGCUUCCAAUAAAUACUCAGUAUGAGGGAAUGAGAGACUGCAUCAAUACUAUAAAGAGGGAAGAAGGAAUGCUGGGUUUUUAUAAAGGGUUUGGAUCUGUUGUCGUACAGUAUACUCUGCAUGUGGCUGUUUUACAGCUCACUAAAAUUAUUUACUCCACACUGCUUCAAAAUGUUGCUUAAAAGUGUGUUUAUAUAUUGAUUAACAUCAGGGACAUGAUGUGGUCACUUAAUUAAUUAUGUUUAAAAGAGCUGGAUAGGAAAAUGCAAGCUAAAAGAUGAGACUGCAGUAGUGGUUUCUCUUUUUACAAUGUGAAGUGUUCAUUUGAAUUCUAAAAUGUCCUUUUUAACAAGUACUCUUUAAAAUUAUAACAAGGACUAUUGCUAGAAUUUGAAUAUCUUGAAAUGUGGAAGAGGCUCACAAUUUAAAGUGGGCAAAUUGAUGUAGACAGUAUACAUGAUUUCUCUCAUUUCAAUAUAGAUAACCUUUGUUCUACCUGUAGACUGACAUGGAAAAUGGCAUUUCCAAUGGCACUGUUCACAUGCACUAUCUGUCCAGAAGAUAAAUAGUCAUCAUUAUCUUUGGCAAUGAAUUUCUUUAGAUAAAUAAAGGGGUUUGGAUUCAGAACUUAUAUGCAAGAGAUCUGAGGAUUUAAUGGUCUUUGACAAACCUGUUUUAACUUUUACUGUUCAGGUGGUUGUGGUCAGAAUGGUAACUUAAAAAAACUUCCAUAUUUUUUUCUCCCUCCCAAGUUUUGUCUUACAAACAAACAAUACUGUCACUGCCACAACAUGCACUUAGGGGAAAAAUAAACUAAAUAUUAGGCUUUGUACAUCAUCCAUAACACAUUAUUUUGUAAUAAGAGCUUUGUUGUCUUGGUAUCUGCAAAAUGAAAUAGAAUGCAAUAGUUAGCUCUCUUCUGCACUAAAAUGUAUGGCUUGAAUAAAGUAAAUGUAUGUAUAAUUAGGAGGUGAUAUGUGUAAAAGUGCCAUUUAAAAAUCAGAUUUCCAACCGUAACCACAAUUUAAGAGAUUUGCUUUUCUAAGUUAUUUUUGCAUAAAAGAAUAAUCAUGAGAUGUGAUUUAGUACCCGUGUUCAGAUUAUACUCUGAAGCAUAAAAAAAAUUAUCUGGUUUUUAUUUUGUCUACUUACCUUCUGUUAGAUUGCAAUGCCUGGGGGAGAGAUACAAACAUAGUGAUUUGGUCUUGAGGGUCCUUUGUCUUCUCUAGAGCUGCAGUCUACUUAAGACAGCCUCCACUUAUGAUUUUGCACUUAACCCAUGCUUUAAAAUGUAUGUGCUGGAUUAAAUGUCUGAUGGUCAAUAUUCAACUUUCACAAUUAAUAUGUAAUGUGUGACAACUACUCAAAUUGAUUUUUCUUCCUCUCUUCCCCCAUCCUCCAAACCAAGAUUUUUAAUACUGAAAAAGUUAUUCUGAAUUCGUUAUGUUUGCUUCUUGGUUCUAAAAUAGAUUUCAUGAAGAUGUUUAAAAGAGAUGUUUUAACAAGUAAAACAGAUGAGCAUGUUAAAAGAAAAUCACUUUUAAACAAUAUGAAAGGUUAUUGCCUUUCUUGUAAAUUAACUUUUGUGGUAGGAGUCUUUGUAUAUCUGUGUGAAUAUAGAAAUUUGACAUGUGUUUAAUCAAUCUUAAAAUGUAUAGUAGUUCUUAUUUAUGGAAAUCAGUCGUGGAAAAACUAUGAACAGCUUUGACUUAACUGCAAUGACUUACAAUUUGACAUACUUUGAAAAUAAUUUGACUCUACUUAUUUAUUUUCAUGUAUUUUAAGCACAAGUGUGAAAAUGGAAAGUAUAGUAAACAUGGGAUCUGA
Messenger RNA from Pelodiscus sinensis (Chinese soft-shelled turtle), 2830 nucleotides. NCBI's taxonomy places the organism in Eukaryota, Metazoa, Chordata, Testudines, Trionychidae. The record is from RefSeq and is a predicted model, not a curated record.